Molecule: messenger RNA, 1688 nt
Organism: Anopheles stephensi (Asian malaria mosquito)
Lineage: Eukaryota; Metazoa; Arthropoda; Insecta; Diptera; Culicidae
Gene: Daao1
Product: D-aspartate oxidase
Exons: 5
Coding region: 493-1500 (335 amino acids)
Molecular function (GO): FAD binding; D-amino-acid oxidase activity
Source: RefSeq, a predicted model, not a curated record
GCCCGCAAGAAGCACAUCUUUUUCUCUCAUACUAGUCGACAAGCUUCUCGGGUGUAGAUUCGCGGGUCAUCGCAUCAGGAACGGCAAAUACGGUCCAGCCGCACCACCCGAUUGCACCCAGCUCAUACAGAGUCAGUUCCGCCGCGCGACGGUUUGUGCUCGGAUCGAUCGGCAGGUGUCCGUCGUCGUCGUCGUCGUCGUCGUUGCAGCAUCCAAACAAACGGCCCUGUGUUGCGUGCGUUGGCUCUAGGGCAAUUGAAUUCUUGGUGCUGGUGAAUGUGAGGGAAAGAGGAGGGAGCCAUCGACCAUCGCUCGCAGGUGAAGGCUUUCGUCAGCUUUACACAUCCCCCCCCCCUCCCCUAAACGGUUGAGCGGGCGGCUGAUUUUGUGGCGCAAUCAGUUCGUCCUGGUGAGGACCAAAAAGGAAAACCAGGGCACCCGCCAGGAGAGAGAGCGAGAGAGCGAGAGGAGAAAGAAAACCUUUUAUCGACAAUGAGUAUAUGCGUCGUUGGGGCCGGAGUCGUCGGGCUGACGACCGCGCUCGAGCUGCAGCGUGAGAUGCGGAACGCCACCGUCACCAUACUGGCCGACCGGUUCGAGCAGGACACGUGCAGCGACGUUGCGGCUGGCCUAUUUCGCCCCGGAACUAGCUUUUCCGGCCCGACCGAGGAAAUCACCAGGAAAUGGAUUUCAGACGCGUACAACCACUGGGACGAAAUUCGCAAGACGGAGCAGUCAGCCCGGGCCGGUGUGUGCCAGCUGUCGGGCUACAUUUUUUCCAGCCGAGAUCCUGCCAUUGUUAGGAAUCACUACAUCGAAAAGGUUCUGCCGGUGUACCGUGCUGCGACCGAGCAGGAACUUCAGCUUUGUCCUGGCGAAUGGAAGUAUGGAUCGUUUUUCACCACCAUCCUUACCGAGUGCCGGCUGUUUCAACCGUGGGCGACCGAAAGGUUUCUUGACAAUGGUGGACGGAUUGUUACCGUCGCCUUGAACAACUUGCAGGAGCUGCGUGACAGCAAGUACGAUGUGAUCGUGAACUGUACCGGCCUGGGGGCGAAGCGCCUGUGCAACGACCAUAAGUUGGUUCCGAUCCGGGGGCAGGUGAUCAAGGUGCGCGCCAACUGGAUAAAGACGGCAUUCUAUGCGGACUUUGAUACGUACAUUAUUCCGGGCUUGCACGGGGUAACGCUGGGGGGAUGUCGUAACUUUGAUAGCUACAAUACGGAGGUUUCCCGCCACGAUUCGGCUGCGAUUCGAGAGCGGUGUGAAGCGUUGCUGCCAAGCCUGAAAGGGGCACCGGUUAUACGGGAAUCGGUUGGGCUGCGACCGCACCGUGAUCCUGUACGCGUCGAAAUUGAAUUACUACCUACAUCAAACGGAAAUCUGCGCGUGGUGCAUAACUACGGCCAUGGGGGAUACGGGGUGACGACUGCGCCCGGCACGGCAAAAUACGCUGUUCAACUUGUGAGGGAAGCACUGCAAGCCAAUAGCAAACUGUAGACUUAAGUUGUACGUAUGUGUGGAACACAUACCACAAACCACCAAAUAAGGUCAAUUGAAUUGGAUGUAAAGCAAUCGAUCACACUUUUUUCUUAAGCGUUUCUUGUUGGAAAAAUUGUACCAAAAUUUAAUGAAUGAGUUAAAUUUUUUUUUUUGAAAUAAAGACAAUAAAUGAUGAAAAAUUUGUA